AAAAGGGAAGUCGAGAAAGAUGUUCUUCACCACUUGAUUAGAGUGCCUCAACUAUAGAGAUCGACUUCCAGAGAGAGAAUAGAAAAUGAAGGUUUACAUUGUUCUACUUGUUCUCAGCUUCAUUGCUGUUGCUUUAGCUGAUCGCCAAGAUUGCGAUAAAAGGCGAACAGAGGCAGAGAAGUCACAUGAUGCCUAUGUUCCUAAUUGCUAUCCAAAUGGCGACUAUAAACCAGAGCAGUGUAGGAAAGGCUCCGGCGGAAGAUUGUUCUGCUUCUGUGUGAACAAAGCAGGAGACGUUCAAGGUCCACCCACGGAAGGACACCGUGACUGCAAUUAGAUGUCU
This is a messenger RNA of Parasteatoda tepidariorum (common house spider), 343 nucleotides long. Its product is annotated as U20-hexatoxin-Hi1a-like. NCBI's taxonomy places the organism in Eukaryota, Metazoa, Arthropoda, Arachnida, Araneae, Theridiidae. The record is from RefSeq and is a predicted model, not a curated record.